GUUGGAAGGGACCCAUAAGGAUCAUCGAGUCCAACUCCCAGCUGCACACAGAACCAGCUAAGAAGGAGCCCAUAGAACUGAGCGUGGUGCAGACAGUCCUUGUACUCCCACAGGACUGGGGCCAGGCCUGCCAUCCUGGGGAGCCUGUGCCAGUGCCCACCCACCUUCUGGUGAAGAACCUUUCCCUGGUAGCCAACCUGAAUGUCCUCUGAGGCUAGCCCGAGCAUUAAGAAUAACGUGAUAAUUGGAGACUUUUCUGUGGAAUUUCUGCAACGCAAAGGCCAGAAGUUUUGUACAAAAGCACAGCCCAAGGACAGUGACACCGCCUGACCUAAAUGACUCGUGUGCAGAGAAGCUUGCCUGCUUGUUUUCAUCAUUUUAAUUGACCUGCUGCAACAUUUCACUUCAGCACCUAUUUUCGCAGAAUCAUGGAACCGUUUGAAUCAGAAGGGACCCUUAAAGGCCACCUGGUUCAGCUCUCCCACAACAAACGGGGACACCUACAGCUAGGUCAGGCCGCUCAAAGCCCAGUCCAGCCCGAGCCCUCCGAGCCUCCCGGCAGGGCCGCGGCCGGGAGGAGCCCGGUGCCGCCGCGGCCGCCUCCCUCCCUCCCUCUUUCCUUCCCGCCCAGCCUCCGGCGCUGCCUCCCCGCAGCAGAGCUGGGGAUGGCGGGGCUGGUCGGGGUGCUGUGCCUCGCCGCCGCCGCCGCCUGCCUGCUCCCGGCGCAGGGGCGGGAAAGCGACGCGGGAUGGACUCAGCAGAAGUAUUCUCACCAACCAAGUACUUUACAUCCUGAUGCUAUCCAAAAUGUUGCAGAAAAAACAGAUGUUUCUGAAAUGUGGGAGAACGAUUUGCGCCCCAUCCUGAUAGAAAGAUACCCAGGGUCACCAGGAAAUCACGCCGUACGACAGCACAUCAAGCAGCGUCUUCAAAGACUCCAGGCUGGUUGGGAAAUUGAAGAAGAUACCUUUCAGAAGUACACACCCUAUGGGUAUCAAACAUUUUCAAAUAUCAUCAGCACUCUCAACCCCUCUGCAAAGCGCCACCUGGUCCUCGCUUGUCACUACGACUCAAAGUUCUUUGGCCCACAGUGGCACGGAAGAGUGUUUGUGGGAGCAACCGACUCAGCUGUGCCCUGUGCCAUGAUGCUGGAGCUGGCACGUGCCCUGGACAACAAGCUUCAGUCCAUCCAGACAAGCUCAACAUCAAGACCAGACCUUUCACUUCAGCUUAUCUUUUUUGAUGGAGAAGAAGCUUUUGUCCGGUGGUCCCCUUCUGAUUCCCUCUAUGGGUCUCAACACUUGGCUCAAAAAAUGGUAUCUACUCCACAUCCACCAGGUUCAACCACCACAAACAGACUCCAGGGCAUGGACCUGCUGGUACUACUGGAUUUAAUAGGCGCACCAAACCCUGUCUUUCCCAAUUAUUUUCCAAACACUAGCCGAUGGUUUCAGAGGCUUCAAGCAAUUGAGCAGAAGCUACACGGUAUGAAUCUGUUGAAGAAUCACCUUGAUGAAACACAGUAUUUCCAGAAUAACGUAUAUCGAGGCUUGGUUGAGGAUGACCACGUUCCAUUUCUAUUGAGAGGGGUUCCAGUCCUACAUCUGAUCCCGUCCCCUUUUCCUGAAGUAUGGCACACUAUGGAGGACACUGAAGAAAACCUCGACCAAACCACUAUUGAGAAUCUCAGCAAAAUCCUCCAGGUGUUCGUACUGGAAUAUCUAAACCUGUGACAGAAAUGUAGGCUGCAAAUCUUACUUCAUUUUAAAUGUUGUUUGCUCACCUUCCCUUCUGUUAUUUAAUUACAUCAGAGUGCACUGAAGCAAAGCAAAAUACGGCGAUAGCUCUUGUUACACUGAUUACUGUUUCUGCUGUUCCCAGCUCAAUGUUCCAUAUAAAGAAAUAAAAUAUGGCAUUAAAUAAAAAUUAGUUUCAGCCCAGAAAUAAUUUGAUCUUUCAAUGUCUUACCUCUGGAUAGACCAAAAUAAAAUUCCAGAGUUUUCCCACAUUGUUAUCACCGUUUUUAUGUCACACAUUAAGAUCCAGCAGGGGAUGCCUUCAGAUGUGUUCAGCUCAAAUUUUUUUACAAGGUGUUACCAACUUCAGCAGCCUUCAGCAAUGGAAAUUUUUUAAUACAUUACCAAAAAAGGCAAAAAAUCACAUUAAAACAAACUUUGCUUUGGGCUGAACCAAAUCACAUGAUCACGAUAUCAGCUGCAAGAACUCCUGACACACAACAGGGAUUUGUUACUCUCUCUGUUCUCUUCCCUCCUUUCCCUCAGGGGGAGGCUGCAGGAGACAAGAACACAGCACAAAAAUCAAAUUUCUCCCAGUCGUUUCUGGAUACUUUUUGAUGGAGAAGCUGGUGGGGAGUGAGAGCAGUGGGAAGUGCUGUGGGGACUUCCACUAUGCUUCAGCUGCACACAGAACAGGCACUGUGUGGGAGCAAUGACCAAACACAGCGUUUGUGCGCCUCAGAAUCAUUCACAGUUUCACCCAAAAUAAUAGGAAAACUGUUUGUAACACAGACUACAUCAGAAGUAGCCAAACUAUGAAUGUGAUCAUUUUAGAAACUGCAGUUUUAUGUAGGUACCAUUUUAAAAGCAAUGUGCUACCUAUAAAGACUGAACUAAGUACAGGAGUGAGAAGGUGACAUCAAAAAGCCAAGAACCUCUCUCAGAAGAUACUCACCAUUCUAACAACCCUGCACUUGUACAUUUCUUACUGGAACUGUUCAGUACAUUUAGUGUAGCACUAUGGCAGCACAAAUCUACCUGCAAUGACAUCAGUUAACAGAGGAGGCCAGAACAGCAGUAUCCAAAAGCUACAUACAGGAUUAUGGUUUCCUGUGGGGAGAAGAUGACGAGGACAUCUGAAAAAGAAAAUAAAACAAUACAAUAAUAGUUGUUAAUUAAGCUAGUAGAAGAUGAUGUCAGUAUUUGCCUGUUUUGAACUUCCUUCAUUAGAAAGUUCUGUACUGGACACAGAGAUUUAGAAAAGGAAAUAAAUAAGCUGUGAAGCUAUAGGCACAUCAGAUGUGGCUUCUAUUUUAGUAUUUUACCAUUUCCCUAAAUCAAAGAUUUCUGAAUCUAAGCAGAAUAUUUACAAGCAUUUUAAAGUUUCAAUGGGAACUUGUAUUUACAACAAUGCAAAUUUGUUAAAAGCUACUAUUACAUAGCAGCCUGAAAAUGAAAGUUGAUCUGUCUUUAGUACUUGAGAUAGGACAAAAAAAAAAAAAAUUUGUUUUCCAUCAUUUUACUGUUUGUGAGAAAUGUUUCUGUGUAUGAAAAUUCUGAAGUAGAAC
Molecule: messenger RNA, 3304 nt
Organism: Centrocercus urophasianus (Greater sage-grouse)
Lineage: Eukaryota; Metazoa; Chordata; Aves; Galliformes; Phasianidae
Gene: QPCT
Product: glutaminyl-peptide cyclotransferase
Exons: 7
Coding region: 429-1733 (434 amino acids)
Molecular function (GO): glutaminyl-peptide cyclotransferase activity; zinc ion binding
Source: RefSeq, a predicted model, not a curated record